GAACCAGCUCCAGAAGGUAGCUUCAUCGCCGAGGCGUCCUUCUCUCGCGCGCCCGUCAACUCGCGCCUCCCCCACAUCUCGCCGCACCGUGUCGCCUCCCAGCCCACCACCUCGUCCACCGAGCCGCUCGACGGCCUCAACGCCGAGCUGCAGGAGGCCCUCGUCACCGAGGACCUCUUGUCGGUCCUCAUGGGCGUCGAAGGCCGCUACGUCGAGUUCGACCCCGAGUACGCGCCCGAGGACGACUACGAGCGGCUCCAGGGCGCCCACUUUGUCGUCGACCCUGCUCUCGACCCGCGCAUCGGCGCCCUCGUGCAGCGCUUUCUCCCGCUCGCGACCUACUACACGGGCGUGACGGCCUUUGUCGAGGAGUACUCGGUCCUCGAGCACGGUACGGUCAACCACGCCCUGUGCGCCGCCAUACGCGAGAUGCUCCGGGACUACCUCGUGCUCCUCGCACGCCUCGAGGAGCAGUUCAACUCGUCGUCGUCGUUCACGCUCCAGCGCUUCUGGCUCGUCGUCCACCCGGCCCUCGACACGCUCCAGCUCCUCCACGCCCUCACGACCGAGAUCGUCGCCCUGAGCGUGCCCUCUCCCGACGACGACGACGACGAGUCGGGCGCAGGGUCGGGCGGCGACGACGCCGAGAGCGACGACGGGUACGGCGCAGGACUCGGCGACGUCCUCGCCGAGCUCAACGCGGCGACGGCCGCCGCCCGCCCGUCCUCGGCCGCCAAGGUCGCCCCCUGGCGCCUCGGCCCCGCCCUCGGCGGCGAAACCCUGCACCUCCUGUCGUCGCUCCACACGCGCACGCGCGGCAAUCCGCGCGCCGCAGCCCUGUACGCGCACCUCGUCCUGCGCGCGUCGCAGCCCUACGCGCGCAUCCUCGUCGCCUGGAUCGAGACGGGCCGGCUCGACGACCGGUGGGACGAGUUCUGCGUGCGCGAGCAGCGAGGGUACGAGGCGGCCGGGCUCGACCGCGACUUUACCGACGAGUACUGGGAGAGGCGGUACACGCUCAGGGGGGACCGGCCGCAGUCGGCGGCGGCAGCGGCGGCGGGCGGGAUCGACGACCGGCCGCGCGAGAGGGGGCUCGCGCGCGGUGCGGUCGUGCCGGCGUUCCUCGAGCCAUGGCUCGACAAGGUGCUCCUCGCCGGCAAGUACCUCAACGUGAUCCGCGAGUGCGGCAUCGAGGUCGAGGUGCCGGUCGUCGAGGGCGACGAGGCGCGCGAGGACGGGCUCGUCGACAUGCAGGAGGAAGGGUUCUACCGCCGCAUCGAGACGGCCUACACGUACGCCAACAAGACGCUCCUCAAGCUGCUCCUCGAGGAGGAGCACCUCGUGUCACGCCUCGAGACGAUCAAGCAGUACUUCUUCAUCAACCAUGGCGACGUCUUCACGCACUUUCUCGACAUGGCCGACAAGGAGCUCGGCAAGCGCAAGAAGCGCAUCAUGCUCGAGCGCCUCCAGACGCAGCUCGACCUCGCCCUCCUGCGCGCCGCGCCGCCGUCGACAACGGCCGACGGCGCCCCGGCCGCGUUCAAGGACGACCUGCGCAUCGUGUUCGAGGACGUGACGGUCGCCGAGUGGCUCCUCAAGGUUGUCAACCAGACGGGCGCGCUCGUCGGGCCCGACGGCGUCCAGGUCGACGCGCUCGAGAGCGCCAAGAAGGCGGCCGCCGACAAGCAGGCCAAGGACCCGGGCGAGCACACCGGGUGGGACGUCUUCAACCUCGACUAUUCAGUGACGUUCCCGCUGUCGCUCGUCCUGUCGCGGCGAUCCAUCACCUUCUACCAGAUGAUCUUCCGCCACCUCCUGCGACUCCGACACCUCGAGCGCGUCUUCCAGGACACGUGGACCGAGCACCUCAAGACGCCGGCGUGGCGCCGCCGGUCCCCCUACCCCGAGCUCCAGGCGUGGAAGGGCCGCGUGUUUGCCCUCAGGGCCCGCAUGUACGACUUUAUCCAGCAGAUGUUCGACUUUGCCGUCAGCGAGGUCCUCGAGGUGCGGUGGGCCGAGCUGCGCGCCAAGCUCGAGAAGUGCGAGACGGUCGACGAGCUCCUCAACGACCACGACGACUUUCUUAACACGUGCACCAACGAGUGCCUCCUCACCAACGAGAAGCUCCUCGACCUCUUCCACCAGCGCCUGUUCAACACGUGCUACGUCUACGCCAACUACACGUCGUCGUUCACCAAGAUCGUCGUCACGUGCGAGGCGCAGGCCAACGGCGACUGGGCGAGGCUCGGCGGCGAGUUCAAGAAGCACUGGGAGUUCCUCAGCCGGUUCGAGAUCCACUUCAACCACCACAUCUCGCAAGCCCUGUCGUUUCUCCAGCUGCACGCCGCCCGCGAGAACUCGGGCAUCCUCCCGCUCAUCGUGCGCCUGUCGAGCCUCAAGAUGGACGAUGCGCCCAAGGCCGGCGCAGGCGCGAGGUAG
This is a messenger RNA of Rhodotorula graminis WP1, 2439 nucleotides long. RefSeq lists its product as uncharacterized. Gene Ontology annotation, molecular function: microtubule minus-end binding; gamma-tubulin binding. Gene Ontology annotation, biological process: microtubule nucleation; meiotic cell cycle; cytoplasmic microtubule organization. NCBI's taxonomy places the organism in Eukaryota, Fungi, Basidiomycota, Microbotryomycetes, Sporidiobolales, Sporidiobolaceae. The record is from RefSeq and is a predicted model, not a curated record. The transcript has 10 exons. The annotation marks the transcript as partial. Gene Ontology annotation, cellular component: gamma-tubulin small complex; equatorial microtubule organizing center; spindle pole.